ACUUACUCUUAAUAAAUACACCCUUUAAUUUCUCUAUAGCACACUCUUCUUUCUUGUCUCACCAACCCCAUUGUGCUAUCUCAUCUUCCUCUUCAAUAGCCUUCACCACACUUCAUUCCAUUAACACCCAAAACACAUUCUCUCUCUCUCUCUCUCAAACCUCAGCUUCUUCACUCUCUCUGUACUAUGUUGUACAACAUGCAAAUCCUAGUUUAAUUAUGGGGGAAAUGUUUAUUCUGAUUGAGAAUGCUCCAAUUGAAGCUGAAGUAGAAUGCUUUGCCUUUGCCUUUGCCUUUGCCUAGCUCCUCCUGACCAUUGUGCUUCCCUUCACUAAGGGCUGUGGAGCAGUGGGAUUGUCUGCUAAAUCAUAUACUAAAGUUUGGUGUUAUUUUUAUUUAUUUAUAUAUUUCCAUUCCAAAAGAAAGAGACAGAAAGAUUUGAAUAGAACUAAAGAUUUAUGAUGAUGAUGAGAAGAAGGCUCGCUUGCUGCACUCGUGACAGAGAUAUAAGCCUCGACUUUGACGAGCAAGAAAGAAUAAUGACAUAUAAUGGCCUUGAGAGUUGCAUUAUCAACAAUCAAUCUUAUGAAAAUGAAAGCAGAACAAGCAGAGGGGAUGGAUGUCCAACUGACUCUUUGGACGAUGAUGACUCAAGCUGUUCUUCUAGCAAAGAUGCUUUUGGAUCAUUUUCUUCAAAAUGGUUGACAAUGAAGAGGGAUGAACAUGGUUUGGAUGAAUGGGAGCUCUCAGAAAGCCCCCAACAUUUUUAUGUCAAAGACAAACCUACUUAUCCCCUUCAAUUUUCAGAUGUGGAGGUAAUGAAAGAAAAAUUUGCAAAGCUGUUAUUGGGUGAAGAUAUUACUGGAGGAUGCAAGGGCCUUGGCACUGCUUUAGCAUUGUCUAAUGCCAUCACAAACCUAGCAGCGACAGUUUUUGGAGAGUUGUGGAAGUUGGAACCGCUUACUGAAGAAAGGAAAAGCAAAUGGCGAAGAGAAAUGGACUGGUUACUUUCCCCCACCAACUAUAUGGUUGAGUUGGUUCCUGCUAAGCAAAAUGGUGCCAAUGGCCGGACCUUGGAGAUAAUGACACCAAAAGCCCGUGCUGACAUCCACAUGAAUCUUCCAGCCCUUCAAAAGUUGGACUCUAUGCUUAUUGAGAUGCUGGAUUCAAUGGUGAAUACUGAGUUUUGGUAUGCAGAAGGAGGUAGCCGAGCAGAAGGAAGGAACAACAGUGCACGUCAAAGCAAGAGAUGGUGGCUUCCCUCACCUCAAGUACCAACAAAAGGUCUCUCUGACAGUGAAAGGAAGAAGCUGCUUCAUCAGGGUAGAGUGGUACAUCAAGUAUUCAAGGCUGCUAAAUCCAUCAAUGAAAAUAUUCUGCUUGAAAUGCCUGUGCCAAGCGUUAUCAAGGACGCUCUUCCCAAGUCUGGGAAAGCAAGCCUUGGUGAGGAACUCUGCAAAGUCUUGUCUGCAGAAUCAAGCUCAGCUGAGGAGAUGCUCAAUUCCCUCAAUUUGAAAUCUGAACACAGUGCUCUUGAGUCCAUUAACAAGUUGGAAGCUGCUGUAUUUGCAUGGAAAGAGAAAAUUACAGAACAAGCUAGUGGCAAAUCUCCAGUUCGAACAUCAUGGUCCUUCAUAAAGGAUUCAAUGUCUGAGAUGGACAAGAUGGAGUUGUUGUUGGACAGAGCAGAAGCCCUUCUACAUCAGCUUAAGACCAGAUAUCCAAACCUUCCUCAUACAUUUCUUGAUGUUACAAAAAUUCAAUAUGGCAAGGAUAUUGGGCAUUCAAUUCUGGAAGCGUAUUCCCGUGUUCUUGGAAACUUGGCCUAUAGAAUACUAUGUAGGAUGCAAGAUAUUUUGCAGGAAGAUGCUUUGAGCAAUCCAAAUUCACCUGUGGAUACGCAUUAUUUCCCCAGUAUAAAUCUCUGUGAAACUUCAGCUGUUGGUCUACAUGUAAAGCUCUCACUGACUGAUGAGAUGAACAAGUUAUCUGUACAUUGCCACUCCAAUUCAAGUGGUACUUCUGAUUUGGAAUUUUCAUAUAGUGAUGCCAAAACAAGUUCUGUGGCUGCAACACCUAGUCGGAGUAGCGUCUGGUGCAUCAGCAGAGAGGCUUGUAUGAGUGUCUCCCCAAAAAAUUCUCCUUGAUAAAAAAAGUACGGUUUUCAAUAUCUCUUUCUGUAAAUGAGAUUACUAUAAGUUUGAUGAGAUGAAAUUUUCUUUGGCCCCCAAAGAAUGUAUUGCCAGGAAUAUUUAGCAAAGUAUAUAUAUUGUGUAUGGUUAUGACUAACCAGGAACCACAAUUCUUCGAUUGAGCAA
Molecule: messenger RNA, 2317 nt
Organism: Quercus robur (English oak)
Lineage: Eukaryota; Viridiplantae; Streptophyta; Magnoliopsida; Fagales; Fagaceae
Product: rop guanine nucleotide exchange factor 14
Exons: 8
Coding region: 458-2146 (562 amino acids)
Molecular function (GO): guanyl-nucleotide exchange factor activity
Source: RefSeq, a predicted model, not a curated record